Danaus chrysippus (African queen) is the source of this 465-nucleotide messenger RNA. The record is from the annotation of a GenBank genome assembly. NCBI's taxonomy places the organism in Eukaryota, Metazoa, Arthropoda, Insecta, Lepidoptera, Nymphalidae.
AUGAGGACCUUCAUCGUAGUCUGCGCCCUGGUGGCAUGUGCCGUAGCUGAGAACGUACGCGAGAAGCGUGGUUUCCUCAGCGGCAUACACUCUGUUGGCGGGUACAGCGGCGGGUACAGCGGCCUCGGAGGUUACAGUGGUGGUUCAAUCGGACACGGAUAUGGAGGGUACGGGGGAAGCAUCGGGGGAUACAGUGGAGGAUACGGCUACUCCGCUCCCGCCGCUAAAGUCAUCACCGUCAACAAAGUGGUCAACUCUCACCGCGUCGUGGACGUGCCUCAAGUAGUGAACGUCCGCAAGGUGGUGUCCGUGCCUCAAGUGGUGUCCGUCAAUAAGAUCGUGGCCGCUCCCAGCUACAGCUCGUACGGCGGCGGCUUCAGCUCUGGAUACGGUUCCAGUUUGGGUCACGGCUCUGGAUACGGAGGAUACAGCUCCGGCCACGGAUACUCCAGCGGCUGGUGGUGA